AUGCCUGGGAUUGAGGAGACUCUCACCUACAUCGCCCGCACGGAGGAAACCUGCCUUGAGGUGGUAUCUGAGAUCCACCGAGCCACUGACCUUGCGCUCUGUGCCACAAAGCAGACGGCCCGCUCCAUAGGCCGUGCAAUGGCUGCGCUGGUUGCCAUGGAGAGGCGCCUGUGGCUCAGUUUGACUAAUAUUAAAGAUGAGGAUAUGUACUCUCUCCUGGAAGCCUCGUUGUCACCUCAGGGCUUGUUCGGAUUCAGGCUGAAAGGAAAUAGAGAAACAGAACGCAUCACUGCAUACACAGGAGACUCAGUACUGCUGCCCUGCUCCUGCAUUCCUGAGCUCCACAGAAAACCUGAGAUAUUCACAUGGGAGAAAAUUACAGAUGGAAAUAACUGGACACAGAUACCUCCUGAGAGUGAUGAGUACAAAGAGAGAUUUCAGCUGGUUAAUGAUCACUCUUCAGGAAAUCUCUCUCUGCUCAUAUCACACCUGACUGAACAGGAUGAAGGAGUUUACAGGUGUAAUGUUAAAGGGGAUGAAUACAGAUACAUCAGUCUCACUGUUAAAGGCUGCAGACUGAAAGGAAAUGGAAAGACAGAAUGGAUCACUGCAUACACAGGAGACUCAGUACUGCUGCCCUGCUCCUGCACUGAGCUCCACAGAAAACCUGAGACAUUCACAUGGGAGAAAAGCACGAAGAACUGGGCACAGAUAUCUCCUGAGAGUGAUGAGUACAAAGAGAGAUUUCAGCAGGUUAAUGAUCACUCUACAGGAAAUCUCUCUCUGCUCAUAUCACACCUGACUGAACAGGAUGGAGGACUUUACAGGUGUGGUGUUAAAGGAGAUGAAUACAGAGACGUCAGACUCACUGUUAAAGGCUGCAGGCUGAAAGGAAAUGGAGAGACAGAACGGAUCACUGCAUACACAGGAGGCUCCGUACUGCUGCCCUGCUCCUGCACUGAGCUCCACAGAAAACCUGAGAAAUUCACAUGGGAGAAAAGCACAAAUAACUGGACACAGAUAUCUCCUGAGAGUGAUAAGUACAAAGAGAGAUUUCAGCUGGUUAAUGAUCACUCUUCAGGAAAUCUCUCGCUGCUCAUAUCACACCUGACUGUACAGGAUGGAGGAGAUUACAUGUGUAAUGUUAAUGGGGACGAAUACAGAGAUGUUAAACUCACUGUUAAAGGUUGCAGACUGAAUGAACAGACAGUGGAUGUGACUGGAAUCGUGGGACAGUCUGUCCUUCUGCCCUGCUCCUGCUCUGAACUACAAGCCAAACCACACACUUUCAGAUGGAGCUUUGUUAAAGGAUCUGAUCACAUAAAGAUCUUCCCAAAGGAGCAGACAAAUCUCUACACAGACAGAGUUCAGGUCUUUAAUGAUCAUCCUCCAGGAAAUCUCUCUCUACUCAUAUCACACCUGACUGUAGAGGAUGGAGGAUUUUACAGGUGUGAGAUCAACAACAAAAUCAGUACAGACAUCAAACUCACAGUAAAAGGGGCACCAACAAGACCUUCAUCAUCCACACCAGUGAUCACAACAACUUCACCUCAUUCCAGACCAGGGAUAAACUCUCAAAACAAUAAUCAUCUGUCAGAUCCUCUCAAUACCACCAUCAUCAUCUGUACUGCUGUUGGGGUUUUGCUGCUGCUGCUGAUACUUGGGUUGGUCAUCUUCUGGAAACACAGAGUACAGAGACGAGGACAGAUCGAGAUUAAUGAUGGACAAGCAGGACAGAAGAAGGAGCAGAAUGAUUCUGAUGCUCUGUACACCACCAUGGAUCCAAAAACUAAACACAACAAAGAAGAAGAACAGGAUGGUUUGCUGUACUCGACUGUAGUCCACAGUAACACUGUGAGAGCAGCACACACUCCUGUGGCAUCAGAAGAAGUUACAGUAUACGCCAGCAUCAAAACUAACUAACACACACACACACACACACACACACACACACACACACACACACACACACACACACACACACACACACAAGAAGAAGAAACUAUAAAGAUUAAAUUUUUUAAGGCAUGCUUGAUAUAAUAUGACUCCUUUAGUUCUAUACACACCUGUAAAGGUGACAAAAGCGCUCAGCUUUAGAUGUAACAAACUUUUCUAUGCUGAUUUCUUUUUUAAAAAUAAAUGACAGAAGCUGAAAAGU
Tachysurus fulvidraco (yellow catfish) is the source of this 2158-nucleotide messenger RNA. RefSeq names its product polymeric immunoglobulin receptor-like. The transcript is spliced from 11 exons. The coding region runs from base 1 to 1923 and encodes 640 amino acids. The record is from RefSeq and is a predicted model, not a curated record. Gene Ontology annotation, cellular component: external side of plasma membrane. Gene Ontology annotation, biological process: T cell costimulation; positive regulation of T cell proliferation; cell surface receptor signaling pathway. Lineage: Eukaryota; Metazoa; Chordata; Actinopteri; Siluriformes; Bagridae.